This is a messenger RNA of Mya arenaria, 2027 nucleotides long. Its product is annotated as putative DMBT1-like protein. Gene Ontology annotation, cellular component: membrane. The record is from RefSeq and is a predicted model, not a curated record. The transcript has 4 exons. The coding region runs from base 226 to 918 and encodes 230 amino acids. NCBI's taxonomy places the organism in Eukaryota, Metazoa, Mollusca, Bivalvia, Myida, Myidae.
UGCUUUUUGAAUUCAUUUAUCUUGCUGCUUGAAACCAGGCCUUAACUUCUAGAAAUCCUAAAGGCGCACAGGAUAGGUAUUCAUAGUGUAAUAUUAACAUUCUAGAGAGAUUUUGAACAAAUUGUCUCUAUAGUAAUAAUGAUUAACAAACUUUCAUUUUGUUUAAUGAGGAUAAGUUAAGUUAUUUGGCGUUAUUAAAUAAAAUACUUAAGUUUGUUUUGCAAAAUGACACUUUGGAGAAAUUGGGGCCUUGUAAACAUCUCUAUGCUAAAUAGUUGUAAGAACAUGGCAAUUCGAAUCGGGAUGGUUAUUUUGAUAGUUAUUAACUACAAAGCGAGUGCUACAGCAGUGAGGGGUAACAAUUUCAUCAUGUACGACAUGUGCAUGGACAGUGUAAACUAUGGCUCCGUGUUCCACACUGCUGACAAGAUAGACAGCGUGUUGGUUUGCGCGGUGCAGUGCGGGUCUAAGGACUGCCUCUCAUUCACUUACGACAACCAGACAAAGAAUUGUUCUCUAAACACAGAUGUAUCCAAGGUGGUUGAAGUGUGCUCCUUUAACAUCAAAUAUGUUGAGAAGUAUGUACCGGCUAGCUGCACGACUGGCAUUAACAAUGUUCGACUGUGCAACACGGACGGGAAAAUGUCUGGUAGGGUGGAGGUUUUUGUGGACGGAGAAUGGGGCACAGUUUGCGACGACUCUUGGGACAACCUUGACGCAACAGUCGUCUGCAAGAUGCUCGGAUAUAACACUGGUGUGGUCCGCUUAGAAGCUUUUUUCGGCCAGGGAAACGGCAGUAUCCUGCUUGAUGACGUUGACUGUGGGGGAUUCGAGGACUCAAUCUUUCAAUGUCCCCACCCCGGGAUCGGCAUUCAGAACUGCCAACAUAGUGAAGAUGCAGGUGUCGAGUGUAGCUAAAACUGACCUGUCGAAAUGUUGAUUACAGAGUUCGAAGAUAAUAAUCAAUUAUUACAUUUCGGUCAGCGAACAUUGGCUCUGAACAUACUUUAUUUUGUUAUUGAUGUACUCGACGCAUGUUAAAGCUGCAUUCUCACAGAUUUACCAUUUUGAAACUUUUUUAUUUUUUUGUCUUAGAAAGGGCAAAUUUUUGCGUAAGUAUCUGCAAACCAAUGAUAUAAGACUGCCAUUACUAUCUGUUUGAGAAAAAUGCAUAAAACAUCAUUUUUUGAACUUUGAAAUAUAAAAAUAACCGAUCUAUUUUUGUCAGUUGGCUUAUAUAACUGGUUUGCAAAAAAAAUGGCUCGUUCCAAGACAAAAAAAAUAAAGAUGUUGUCUAAACGUUGAUGGUAUUGGGUAAAAGAGUUGGUCACAAGGUCGAAUAUUACAAUGAAAAAAUAUUUUAACACUCUCAUUUUUGAACUUAAAUAUAAACAUCUGCGAUCUUAUUUUUGUCAGGAGUCUUAUAUAAUUGUUUUCCAUGAAUUUUCGCAAAAGUUGGCUCGUUCAAAGACAAAAAAUAUAAAAGUUGUCAAAAUGUUCAAUUUGUGAGAGUGCAGCUUUAAAGUGGUGAUGCAGCUUUUAAAAUAGUUUACAGUUUUAUCUUGUUUACUUGUACAAUACAUUAGUUAACCUUAUCUUUUGUCCGAGGAGAUGGCUAUAUACUUUUGUCUAUACAUUUAUUUCAGUAAAUUAGUAGUCAGUCGUUAUUAAUUCUAAUCGGGUGAAUCGGUAAAUAUAAAACAGUGCCAAGUUAGUGGGUAGUUUACUUAUGUAUAUGUAGACCACUUAAAAUUUAAAGAUAGAUAGUAUACGUACUUGCAAGAAAUAAAUGGUUUUGUGGCUGCGACGCAUCAACCCCGGAAGAGCGCGAAGCAUCUGAUAAAACAAAUAUCCGACAAUUGUAGUGGUUUAUCGUUGAUUUCUGUUUGAUGUUAAACAUAGUCUGCUCGAUAUUAAUGAGUACGGUGUUUUUGUUUAUUAUUAAGACUAUUCAACAACUAUAUUAUUUCAAUGCCUCAUGAAUACAAUGCAUCGCCAUAGGCCACCAUUUUAUGCCAUGAGGCUGC